UGUACCAUGAAGUCACAGUUUAGUAUAAUUUUCAUAGCUAUAUUAAGCGUCGUGUGCUGUUAUCCUUCACCGAGUGAAAGUGAUCAAUACGAAAAAUGCAAUUUUCCUGCAGUUGAAUACCCGAUUAAGGUACUAGACACAAUCGACCCAUACUACUACCGCGAGGGCAACGAUGACAUUCUUGGUCCGUUUAGUGCUGAAGUUAAGAACGCAUAUAAAUCACUAAAUGUAGACAAAAAAAUUAAAGAUACACAGUUGAAGCAUUUGAAGUCGAGCGAUGAAGAAAUACAACCUCAAAAAGAUGCUAUCUGUGAAACAAAUGCACAGGGAUCCAAAUGUACCAAUAACGAAGCAAAUGCAGAGGUACCAGCAGAUACUAGUAACGACGCAAAUGAACAGGUACCAGAAGUACCCGGAGACAUUAAUAACGAAGAAAAUGAUGAGAUGUCAGCCGUUAACGGAGAUACUGACAACAAACGAAAUGAAGAAGUACCGGAAGUAGCCGGAAAUGUCAAUAACAAAGCAAAUGAAGAAGUACCACAAGAGCUUGGAAUUGCCAACAACGAAGCAAAUGAAGACAUACCCGUGACACCGAACAAUGCCAACGAGGAAGGAAAUGAAGAAGAAAUACUUGCGGAACCCGAGGAUAAAAAUAAUGAAGAAAAUGAAGAUAUGCUAGCGGAAACACAAGACGCUGACAAUGAAGAAUAUGAAGAAAUACUAGCAGAACCUGAAGAUUCGGACAACGAAGCACCUGAAAAAAUAUUAGCGGAAUCAAAAGUUACCAAGUAUGAAGAAGAAACACCAGUGGGAUCCGAAGUAACCAACGCGGAAGAAAAAACACCAGCGGAAUCCGAAGAUACCAACAUUGAAGAAGAAACACCAGCGAAAGCCGAAGCUACCAACAUUGAAGAAGAAACACCAGCGACAGCCGAAGCUACCAACAAUGAGAGAGAUGAAGAAAAUGUAGACGCGCCAAAAGAAGAGACCAGUGAAUAAUAUGCAGACGGACUU
Messenger RNA from Leguminivora glycinivorella, 1014 nucleotides. RefSeq names its product protein IWS1 homolog. NCBI's taxonomy places the organism in Eukaryota, Metazoa, Arthropoda, Insecta, Lepidoptera, Tortricidae. The transcript is spliced from 2 exons. Bases 7 to 999 code for a protein of 330 amino acids. The record is from RefSeq and is a predicted model, not a curated record.